UCAUGACCUUCAUCUCGACAUUGAACCGUUUUGCCCCCGUGGCAUCAGUCGCCAAGAGAGCUGUUGCUGUCUCAUCAAAGCCUGCUGUGGCCUCUUUGCUCCAGAAGCGUUUCCAGUCUAGCGGUACCGUCGAGAUGACUGUACGUGAUGCAUUGAACCAAGCUUUAGAAGAAGAGAUGCUUAGAGACGAGAAGGUCUACCUUUUGGGUGAGGAAGUUGCCCAGUACAAUGGUGCUUACAAGGUUACAAAGGGUCUUUUGGACAAGUUCGGCCCCAAGCGUGUUAUCGAUACCCCUAUUACUGAGAUGGGUUUGACUGGCUUGGCUGUCGGCUCUGCAAUGGCUGGUCUUAAGCCCGUCUGUGAGUUCAUGACCUUCAACUUUGCCAUGCAGGCUAUUGAUCAAAUUGUCAACUCUGCUGCCAAGACUCACUACAUGUCUGGUGGUAUCGUGACUUGCCCCUCCGUCUUCCGUGGCCCCAACGGUGCCGCUGCUGGUGUAGGUGCCCAACACUCCCAGUGCUUCGCUGCCUGGUACGGUUGUAUUCCUGGCCUCAAAGUCGUUUCCCCCUGGAACUCUGAGGAUGCCAAGGGCUUGUUGAAGGCUGCUAUCCGUGACCCCAACCCUGUUGUUGUUCUCGAAAACGAACUCCAGUACGGUCUUUCUUUCCCCAUGUCUCAGGAGGCUCUCUCUGCUGACUUUGUUCUCCCCAUCGGUAAAGCAAAGGUUGAGCGUGAGGGUAAGGAUAUCACUCUUGUCGCCCAUUCCCGUUCCGUUGGUUUCUGUAUGCAAGCCGCAGAAGAACUCGCCAAGUCCGGUGUCUCUGCUGAGGUCAUCAACUUGCGCUCCAUCAGACCCCUCGAUAUCGAUACCGUCAUCGCUUCUGUCAAGAAAACUCACCGUAUCAUCACUGUUGAAGGUGGCUGGGCAUCAUUUGGUGUUGGCUCCGAGAUUGCUGCACAGAUCAUGGAAUCUGAUGCAUUCAACGUCCUCGACAGCCCCGUCAUCCGUGUUGCUGGUGCCGAUGUUCCUACCCCCUAUGCUGGAAACCUUGAGGCUCUUGCUUUCCCUGACGAGAAAAUCAUUGUCAAGACCGUCAGAGAUGUUUUGGAUAAGAAGCUUUAAAGAAGCAAGAUGCAUAUACAAAAGACUACAUAAAUCACUUACAGAACCCAAAUAUAUAAUAAAUCAACUCACUCACACACUAUCACCAUUCAAAUAAGUAAAUUUCUUCAAAAUAUACCGUUCCCUUUUAUUU
Phycomyces blakesleeanus NRRL 1555(-) is the source of this 1257-nucleotide messenger RNA. It is a transcript of the gene PbPdhE1b, whose product is annotated as PDH complex beta subunit. Gene Ontology annotation, molecular function: pyruvate dehydrogenase (acetyl-transferring) activity. NCBI's taxonomy places the organism in Eukaryota, Fungi, Mucoromycota, Mucoromycetes, Mucorales, Phycomycetaceae. The transcript has 5 exons. The annotation marks the transcript as partial. Gene Ontology annotation, biological process: pyruvate decarboxylation to acetyl-CoA. The record is from RefSeq and is a predicted model, not a curated record.